This is a messenger RNA of Penaeus vannamei (Pacific white shrimp), 2584 nucleotides long. The record is from RefSeq and is a predicted model, not a curated record. NCBI's taxonomy places the organism in Eukaryota, Metazoa, Arthropoda, Malacostraca, Decapoda, Penaeidae.
AUGGUGAGGAACUUUGGUAUCUCCAGAGUGUAUAGCUGCAAGUUCAACAAGUUGGAUCAAGGUGAUAUUGAUGUCACAUCAUGGAAAAAAAUUGGCCAAGUGCUAGCCGGUGGUUCAGCCUCAGACCACCAUCUUGUGAUGACCUAUUUUCAUUUAUUUGAUGGUGGUGAAGGACGUGGAAUGGGUAGGGGACGUGGACGUGGAAUGGGACGUGGGCGUGGAAGAGGACGUGGAGCACCUGGAGGCCCUGACAACCGCGGCAAACGUGAAUUUGACCGACAGAGUGGAAUGAUGACAACUGGAGUAAAGUCUGUGGACAAACGUGACGGCUCUGGAUCUUAUAACUGGGGAUCUGACAAAGACCAGAUUGAAGAGCAGCUUAAUGCUACACCUGCAGGAAAUUCUGAUCAUGAUUCUUCGACAGAGAACGUAGAAAAGCCUGCUGAUGACACCGGUGCUAAUGCUGAAGGCGAGGAACCUAAGGAAGAAGAGAGUGUGAAGGAAAUGACUCUUGAUGAAUGGAAAGCAAUGCAGGGUGCCCGUAAUAAGCCAUCUUUCAAUAUCCGACGCGCUGGUGAGGAGAAUCAGGCCCAGUGGAAGAAGACCUAUGUCCUGAAGAAAAAGGAAGUUGAGGUUGAAUCUGAUGAAGGAGAAUCUGAGGAGGAAGUGCAUCAUGGCCGCAGGAAAGUUCUGCUUGAUAUCGAUUUCCAGUUCUCGGACUCCCCAGCUAGGGGUCGUGGUCGAGGACGUGGACGUGGUGGUAUUGGCCGUGGCCGAGGUGGUGAGCGAAUGGAGCGUGGUGGCCGUGGAGGAGGCCGCGGCGAACGCCGUGGUGGAAGCCUCAACAGCCGUGGGGGACGAGGAAUGCCCCGCCAAGAGGCUCCGAAAAUGGAUGAUGAACGUGACUUCCCAAGCCUGGGAUAAGUCCAAAUGAGACACCGACUAGUGCUGCUCCUAAAAAUGAGCAAAUCUACAUUGGGUUUGUUCUUGCUAGUCUGGUAGCACUAGUUAAUUACGGGACCCUUACCUGAGCUGAGUUCAAGAGGUUAGGGAUCCCUAUGCGUAAGAGUUCUCCGUUGUUCCAAUCUCAUCAAGCAUCAUUCUCUUUAAAAAUGGCAAGUUUUCCUUCCCCAUCAAGAAUGCUGUGGUGGGAAAGUCAUAACAUGUGACUAGAUCUCUAAUGAACAUUUUAUUAUAUUGACGUUUGGUACAAAAAUUGACUAGUUCAAUUUUUUGUCACAAGAGCUGAAAGCUUUUAAUUCUUGUUAUUCCGAAGGGAAAAUCUGGAGAAAAUUGUUCUCUAAAAGAUUUUCUGCUAAGAAUUUCUUGUCAGUUCUCCCAAAAGCUUUUGUUGUACAUAUUGAUCAAUAACCGUCAAGGUGGUUGACGGGGUAGUGAUGGUUAUAUAAUGUGUACAUAUGUCUGAAGCCCAUAUUGUCUUUGGUUUUUUGUGUUGUACUAUGGCCGUCACUACCCUGGCGGAGGCUUGCCACGCUUUUUUGUACUUGAUAUUGAUUAACACAUAGACCAAUAAAAACAGAAAUUCUCUCAUUUUUUGUUUAAUUAAACUUGUAUUGUUUGAAUACUUAAGGGAUUAGGUUUUUGAAGUUGGCAAGGAAUAAGUACAUUAUAAUGAAAACCUUCCUGCAUCUCCUGUUGUUACAGGCACUAACUUAGAUGAAUUAUUUGCAUUAUUUGUUGGCAGAUCCAUAGUACAAAGUGGAAUGUGUGAUAGUAUAUAAUAUAUAUAUAUCACAUAUAUAUCUGAACAAAAAUUCAGAAACAAGCAUUGUUGAUUGUCCAGAUCACUACCAGGAUGCCUGUGAAUAAGUAAUCAUGAUGCAGUGUUUAACUGUAAUUAUACUGAGUUGGGUAGCUUUGGGCAAGGAAUCUUAUUUACUUUGAGAAUUAAAGGAUUCUGAUCUGUCUAGACAAAGCAAAAUAGAGUAGAGUUUUCCGUCCAUUUUCUUUCUUUUAUUUUUUUAUUUUUUUCUUUGCUUGUUUGGCUUCAGCUUGCUCCAUGCUACCCAAGUUUACUCUGUUGCUAGAUGAUGGCAUUGUAUAUUAAGAAUUGACAACAGUUACGGUCUUGGGCACAAUGAAUAUACUUAUGAAUAUACAUGAAGGUUCAAAAAUUCAAUAAAUGAUUUCAGUAAUUUUAUUAGUGUGCUUUAUACAUAAUAAAGAUUUGAAAUAUAAAGAAAUGACAUACAAAAUGGUUGAUAUUUUAUUGCGAAAUAAAAGUAAAAGAUUGAAACCAGGAUUAUGUCACCUAGAAGUUAACAAAUUUUGUUUCUAACAUUCUGACCAAUAAUAUAAAGUUAGAUGAUUUGAACCUUACAAGUUUAAUACUGUAUGCACACAGUUAUUGACAGGAUGAAGCUGCAGUUCUAUCUUCAUGCUGUGUUUCUUUAUUUGGGAACGCAAAAGAGAACCCUCUGAAAUUUGCCUUCAGUAUAAGGUCUUGCUAGUCUCAUUUCUAGGAAAUUGAAUACUAUUAUGAAACGUUGCAUUCAGUAUUUUGUUGAAUUGAGGUUGCAUUUGCAUAUUUUUUCCUCCCCCGUCAAUGAAAAGGCUAAAGACU